AUGAAUUUGUAUUUCGAUAAAGAUGAUGAUGAUCAUGAUGAGUAAGAUGCCAUUUAAUAAAUUCAAUAAUAAUAGUAAUCUUAGAUGCAUACAUUCAUAUUUAAUAAACAACUAUUUAGAAGUUCAGCUGAAAAAGAUAUCUUAAGUUUAAUUAGCAAACUCCCAUCAUCCGAGUAAUAUAUUCAAAAUUUAAAGAAAAAAUAUAAUAUGUUAAGAGAUUAUAGAGAUAAAGAAGCAAUGUCACGCACAAACUCUUCGAAUUCCAACUAAUCAGGAUUAAUAUUAUAUAAUACAAGACUUUAAGGAUAAUCAGAAUCGGAUGAUGAAGAUCAGAUUUAAAAAGAUGAUAUAAAGUAUGGUGAAGAAGAACAAUUAGAUGAAGAUGAUGAAGAUUUGGAGUCGUUGUAAGAUUAAGAAGAAAGGAACUAUUCCAAUUCGGAAUCUCCAAUAAAAUAUUCUAAAAAAUUAAGUCAGCAUGAUUCAAUUAAAGAAUAUGAUGAUGGCAGCUAUAAUCCAAACAUUCGAGAAGAGGAUUCUCUAAUCAGCAAAGAAUAGAUAAUAGAGUAUAAAAAGUUAGAACCUAUAGAGAAGCUAGCAACUUUUAAGAAAUACAAAUAGACUUUGCUGAAGCAACCUACCUAGAGUGUAAGAGAAUUUUUUUGUGAAAUUCUUCAUGAUAAAAUUGAAGAAGAGAAGAUAGUAAAAAUGAAGUAUAUCGCUAGAGUGAUUGGAUUUAUUUUCUCAUUAGAAAAAUAUUUUCCACAUAAAUACUUAGUAAAAUUGAUAGAAGAGAAGGAUCUCAGACAAAAAAAAAUUAGAGAAGUGCUUAAAGAAAUUUAUGAUGAAAAAAACAUUGAUAGAAAUUCAAUUCUUCCAUUCAUCUCAGCUUAUAAAGUUUAAUAAUUUGUAGAUGAUCUGUAGUCUCUACGCUCAAUAAAAGAUGAUGAUAAAAAAAUUUAGAAGGAAGAUGAAAUAUUAAAAGAAUUCAUUAACAGGAAAUAAGAAAUUUCUAAUUAUGAAAGCAACGAAGAGUUUAAAAACCUUAUUGAGCAAAUUAUUAUUUUUAAAGCCUAAAGAUAUUAUGAUUUUUCAAACUCUGCUGAAUUAAUUGCUUCAUUUUUGCUUAAGUUAAACAUGUCUUCUUCAUUUAUGUUUAAAUAUCUUCUAGAUAGUUAAAAGCUGUAGAAAAUGUGCAGCUAUGCUAUGGAAGUCAUUAGGUUUCUCUCUAAUAAUUAAAAAUAUGAUGCACCAUAAUAAAAAUGA
Messenger RNA from Tetrahymena thermophila SB210, 1263 nucleotides. RefSeq lists its product as hypothetical. The record is from RefSeq and is a predicted model, not a curated record. The transcript is spliced from 2 exons. NCBI's taxonomy places the organism in Eukaryota, Ciliophora, Oligohymenophorea, Hymenostomatida, Tetrahymenidae.